Drosophila arizonae is the source of this 805-nucleotide messenger RNA. RefSeq names its product solute carrier family 26 member prestin (gene Prestin). Gene Ontology annotation, biological process: transmembrane transport. The record is from RefSeq and is a predicted model, not a curated record. Gene Ontology annotation, cellular component: membrane. NCBI's taxonomy places the organism in Eukaryota, Metazoa, Arthropoda, Insecta, Diptera, Drosophilidae.
CGGUCUGAAACCACCACUUUCCCACAAAUUUCGCAAAAAGCUUUAUUAAGUACUAGAGACUUCUGAGGUCGUGCAAAUGAAGUGUUGAGUGAUUUAAUAUCCAUGCAGCAUAUAUAGGAAUUCCAUAAAAAUGUCCCAAAGUUCCGAAAAUUCUGAAAGUAAACCUCUUAAUACCAAUGACAAUAAUGAGGGAAAUACGAAAAGCACACCAAAGAUACAACCAAAAUAUAGCAUCCAUCGAGAUGUGCUGACUCAUGAGAUAGUUAUACGACAAACUGGGUAUUCGGCAAGAGAUAAAAGUAUCCCCUCAUCUUUACGUAACUUUUGGAGUGGUUUGAACUUGCUAUCAAUAUUCACUGGCCUUAUUCCUAUUCUUCAAUGGUUACCCCAGUAUUCACUGAAGCGGGACCUCGUUGGAGAUAUUAUAUCAGGAUUUACUGUCGCUAUUAUGAAUAUACCCCAUGGAAUGGCCUAUGGAAUGCUGGCUGGUGUUUCCGCUGGAAAUGGUCUCUAUAUGGCCGUAUUUCCAGUGAUUGUUUAUAUGUUUUUAGGCACAUCCAAGCACAUAUCAAUUGGUACAUUUGCUGUAGCCAGUAUGAUGACGCAAAAAGUGGUUCUAACCUAUGCAAAUGUGGAUUCUAACAACCUAAUUGAUGGUACAAUGGCAGGUAAUAAUUCUAUAAUAAAUACCGUACUGCCUCCAGAGAAUGUUAUCACACAGUUGGACGUGGCCACCUCACUUGCGUUAGCUGUUGGCAUUGUGAAUGUAAGUUAAAACGAAAACAAAAUUAUAAUUUAGUGAGAC